AUGGACAGAAAAGUUUCAGAGGUAGCCUGCAGCAGCAGCCGCCGCCAGCGCCUGCAGCAGCUGCCGCCCCUGGACCCGGUACGCUCUGUGCUGCCCUGCCUGUGCUGCCCGUGCCUGUUGCUGCCUGUGCCUGUGCUGCCCGUGCCUGUGCUGCCCGUGCCUGUGCUGCCCGUGUUUGUGCUGCCUGUGCCUGUUGCUGCCCGUGCCUGUGCUGCCCGUGCCUGUGCUGCCCGUGCCUGUGCUGCCCGUGCCUGUGCUGCCCGUGCCUGUGCUGCCUGUGCCUGUUGCUGCCUGUGCCUGUUGCUGCCCGUGCCUGUGCUGCCCGUGCCUGUGCUGCCCGUGCCUGUGCUGCCCGUGCCUGUGCUGCCUAUGCCUGUUGCUGCCCGUGCCUGUGCUGCCCUGUGCUCCCUGUGCCUGUUGCUGCCUGUGCCUGUGCUGCCCGUGCCUGUGCUGCCCGUGCCUGUGCUGCCCGUGCCUGUGCUGCCUGUGCCUGUUGCUGCCCGUGCCUGUGCUGCCCUGUGCUGCCCUAUGCUGCCUGUGCCUGUUGCUGCCUGUGCCUGUGCUGCCUGUGCCUGUGCUGCCCGUGCCUGUGCUGCCCGUGCCUGUGCUGUCUGUGCCUGUUGCUGCCCGUGCCUGUGCUGCCCUGUGCUGCCUGUGCCUGUUGCUGCCUGUGCCUGUGCUGCCCGUGCCUGUGCUGCCCGUGCCUGUGCUGCCCGUGCCUAUGCUGCCUGUGCCUGUUGCUGCCCGUGCCUGUGCUGCCCUGUGCUGCCCGUGCCUGUGCUGCCCUGUGCUGCAUGUGCCUGGUGCUGCUCGUGCCUCGUGCUCGCGCCCUCGUGCGCUCUGCUAUAG
This is a messenger RNA of Closterium sp. NIES-65, 849 nucleotides long. The record is from the annotation of a GenBank genome assembly. Lineage: Eukaryota; Viridiplantae; Streptophyta; Zygnematophyceae; Desmidiales; Closteriaceae.